CGCCUGAUCCCCGUUGAAGACAUUUUUGAGAUCACAUUUUCUGUCAAAAAUUUACCAGUUUCUGUAUAACUGGGUGGCUCAAGAAAGAAGUGGAAAAAAUCCAUACAAUGGGAGGUCCAGCAUUUGAUUGCCUGAGUAACCCACUCGGUACGGUUAGAUUCAUGUUUGAGAAAGCAAUUUCUGCAGGAGCAGAUCCUUCAAAGCUUAACAAAUCAGACUGGGGAACCAUAGAACUGUUUCAGAAAUUUGUUUAUCAAGAUGGAGGCCUUCAAAAGGUUCCUGAGAUAAAUCAAGUAAAGUUAGAUUCUAUUCCACCUAAUUCUCUCGUCAGAUUUCGCGGGAUUGUGCAGGAUAUGUUCGAUUCUGAGUUCUAUGUUGGAGUUUUCAAGGAUGGCUCAACUUGGAGAACAAACAAGUAUGCAGACAUGGCCUCUGUGCAAAUGCCACCGGAUGCUCAAGUAGAGGUGUGGGAUCGACGCCUUUUGUAUUGUGUUCCUGUUCCUGGAGAGAACACAUGGGUAAGAGAUGCUCCUUGCAAGGACGAUGCUUGUUCUAAUGGCACUCCUCCUCAACAGAGGGAGAAGCGCCAGCGUGAGCCAUCUACCUCAACAGAGGACAGUGAUAUGACUAGUGCUGAAAGUCAGGAUUCAAAUGAAGCUAAGAGAAAGCGUGAAGAGGAUAGCUCAUCAAGCAGCUCUCCAAUGGAAACUUGUGAAAGAAAACCAAAUCAAAUUGAGUUUGAUCCCAACAUGCCACUUGGCGAGACAAAUCUGCUACCCUGCCUAGUUAAGAUGUAUGAUUGUAUGGACGCAGAGUUGAAGCUGAAUGACAUUGUUGAGUUUAUUGGUGUGCUCACAUUUGAUCCUGAGUUGACAACCCCGAGUAAUGAUCAAGAUGCAAUGGCCCAUACAUUUAUAGAUGAGGAUGUUUUAAGUCAUUUGCCUGCAAGUAAGGUUCCUCGCCUCCACAGCAUUGUAUAUCGAAAGCUUUCCACCAGCAGUCUGGUUUCUCUUUCUAACCAUUCCGAGGUACAUUUAAGAUCGUUACCAAUAAAAGAGCUCAGAGAAUCCUUGUUACAAGGUCUCAAAGCUGUCUUUGGAGGGGAUGAACUUGCAGCACAUUAUUUCCUGCUACACAUCCUUUCACAGAUACAUGCUAGAGUUGAGCCUGUUGCACUUGGAAAGUUCUCGUUGAAUUUGACAAAAAUUCAAGGGGGAUCAAAUAUGGGGUCAUUUAUAGAACUAUUGAAUGAAGCAAUUAAAGAACUGGUCCCAUGUUCUCACUUUCUUUCUCUUACGAUAGAAUAUCUCAACAGGUCCUCAGUUGCACCAAGGAAAAACUACCAAACAAACAGACUUUCAACUGGGGUUUUGCAGCUAGCUUCAGGAACACACUUGACAAUUGAUGAAACUCAACUGAAAGCGGGUACUUUGAAUUCAACUGGCGUUGAAAAUGUUCAAAUAUUCAGGGAUUUGUUGGAGUGGCAAAAGGUGGGAUAUGAUUUUGAAUAUUACACGAUGGAUAUGCCAACUGAUAUACAAGUUCUUGUACUUUCGGAUGGUAAAUCGAAUAUUUUUCCAGCAGAUAUAGUGGUACCUUUCAGACCCACUUCAGAGUUUUCGCCAUUGAGUGCAUGUAGAUUUAGUAAGCAACAGUGGCGACUGUACUUGAGCACAAUGAAGUCAUACGAACACACCAUCGGGAAGGAUAUGCAGCAGUUACUCGAAAAUGACAUGGUAGCAGCUAGGCAACGAGAUAGGUCUGUUGGCCCCGAGGUCUUUGGCAGAUGGCUAACCAUGGCACGUUUGGUGUCUUUGAGUUUUGGUGAGAAAACAAUGAGUAUGGAUCACUGGCAAAUUGUUAAGGAUCUGGAAAGGCAGAGAAGUGAAAGACUUGGUUGAAUAUGAGCCUGAGGUAUAAUAAUUAUAUAGCUCAUAAAAGUAAUACUAACAAGGAGUUAUGUAUUGUCAGGCCCCAAGUGCCUGGUUUUUGACAAUCUUCUCAAACUUGAUGUAUGGUAGAAGAGUCUUGCUUGUAAAAUAGUAAUUAGCUAUGGCCUAGUUUGUAAUUUGAACUACUUGUUUCUGGCAAUCAAGAUUUUGAAGGUUGAUGUAACUGGAAAUCUAAGGAAUGUGAAUUUUUAGUAACGUUAACUAGCAAA
Molecule: messenger RNA, 2161 nt
Organism: Cryptomeria japonica (Japanese cedar)
Lineage: Eukaryota; Viridiplantae; Streptophyta; Pinopsida; Cupressales; Cupressaceae
Product: mini-chromosome maintenance complex-binding protein
Exons: 14
Coding region: 108-1901 (597 amino acids)
Biological process (GO): DNA-templated DNA replication
Molecular function (GO): chromatin binding
Source: RefSeq, a predicted model, not a curated record